UAAUCAAACCUGUGUUUACAUGAAGCGUGCGGGUUGUCAACAUGUCCACUCUUCGCUUCGGGCAGCACCUCAUCAAGGCCUCGGCGGUCUUCUUGCAGACGGAGCUCAGCUUCGCUCUGGUCAACCGGAAGCCCGUCGUGCCGGGACACGUGCUCGUGUGCCCGCUCCGACCCGUGGAACGGUUCCGGGACCUCCACCCGGAGGAGCUGGCGGAUCUAUUCAAAACCACCCAGCUGGUGGCGGACCUGGUGGAGAAGCACUUCAGCGCCACCUCGCUCACCAUCGCCAUCCAGGACGGUCCCGAGGCCGGGCAGACCGUGAAGCACGUCCACGUGCACGUGCUGCCCCGCAGGGAGGGCGACUUCCAGAGGAACGACAGCGUCUACGAGGAGCUGCAGAGACACGACCGGGAGAGUGAGGACGCUCCCUCCGGGUGGAGGUCCGAGGAGGAGAUGGGUGCGGAGGCUGCGGACCUGAGGAGGCUCCUGCAGAGGACAUGAACUGACUUUGACCACAGGACCAGGGAGAGAUGCUCCUCAUGUUAACGUGGAACAAUAUUCACUCACACCUUCGUGUGUGUUGCUGCAUGCCUGUGUUAAGAGAUAACACACACUAAAGUCUUUUGUGUGUGUAGCAAGUAUCCUUUAUCAUCAGGCUUUUGAAGUUUUAUUCAAAGUUCAUAAUUCAUAAGUUCGUUUUUGCAGCAAAUAUCUGUUAUUGUCACUAGGAAAAAUCCAGAUGAAGUUUUAUUCCCUUACAAAUAUCCUUUGUCGUCAGGGAUUUGAUUAGAAAAUAUAAAUACACAAAAAAGGUUUCACCAUUAGUUAGUUUCCCAGUCUGUGAUUCAGACUGGAAAUAUGAUGUCCAGUCUGUCAGGGACUCUCAGCAAGAUUUUAUAAUUUGUUACCAAGCUAAUAUUUGUUAUUGUCAGCCACGUGACACAAAACCAAUCAACAGUUUCCAUGUGUUUCUGUACAGUUGUUCUUACUGACUUGAUGAUUUCUUGUGUUUUCUAGUUGAACCGUGUAAAAUAAUAUCUCUGAAAUUAAACUGAGAAUGCACAAGAGUG
Platichthys flesus (European flounder) is the source of this 1069-nucleotide messenger RNA. It is a transcript of the gene fhit, whose product is annotated as fragile histidine triad diadenosine triphosphatase. Gene Ontology annotation, biological process: diadenosine triphosphate catabolic process; purine nucleotide metabolic process; negative regulation of proteasomal ubiquitin-dependent protein catabolic process. Lineage: Eukaryota; Metazoa; Chordata; Actinopteri; Pleuronectiformes; Pleuronectidae. The transcript has a single exon. The record is from RefSeq and is a predicted model, not a curated record. Bases 42 to 500 code for a protein of 152 amino acids. Gene Ontology annotation, cellular component: cytoplasm; plasma membrane; nucleus. Gene Ontology annotation, molecular function: bis(5'-adenosyl)-triphosphatase activity; ubiquitin protein ligase binding.